Molecule: messenger RNA, 2217 nt
Organism: Suillus bovinus
Lineage: Eukaryota; Fungi; Basidiomycota; Agaricomycetes; Boletales; Suillaceae
Exons: 1
Coding region: 1-2217 (738 amino acids)
Source: RefSeq, a predicted model, not a curated record
AUGACUGCUCCUAUUGCCGCUGCUUCCUCCCAGAACGUCACUCUCCCCGCUAUCCCUGAGCUGACGAAUCCCAACUUCCUUGACGUUCUCCUUCCUGUUUCUGAGGAUGCCACUAGUCCUAUUGUAAUCUCUGAAAAUCCUCCAGCAGAUUCUAAUGCUAUGAUGGAUGUGCUCCAUUCCACUGCUCACCACAAGCUCACUGAAAAUGAUUCGCCUGCCUUCAGCUCCACUCUUUCGGCCACACUCGAUGCAUUCAAUGGCAUACAUCCUGAGGUAUCUCGGUCCGCCAUUGAUGACUAUCUUCUCAAGGCCUGGGCUGAGGACCCGGCUCUCACCCUCCGAAUCAUCUGGUCUCUCAGGAGCAUCCAUGAUGGGAAGGGCGAAAAGGAGCUCUUUUACAUGGCAUUUGGCUGGCUCUUCGAAAACCACCCUCGCACCGCUCUUUCCGACCUCCAUCUCCUUGUAGAGCCUGUCUGUACUCGUGUCUGUCCUGUCAAAGGCAAAGAUACCAAGAAGCGCGUGAACAUGCCUCAUGGGUACUGGAAGGACCUGCUUAACAUCCUCGCCCUGGCUACUGUUGACGAGCUUUAUCCUGCCCCUGAACACUUCAGUUUCCUUCAUAAUCAUACACCUCGCAACUCUCGCCCUAAAUUCAAGUCUAAUGCCGAGCAGGAAGCGUGGUCGAGGGAAAAACAUGUUCAGGCCAAUGGUGCGAACCAUGCACGAAUUGUGGAGAAGCUAAAGCAGCCAAAGUAUCGUGCUCUGUAUGUCGCUGUUUCCAGGCUAUUUGCAGAUCGGCUUGUCAAAGACGUCUUGAUUCUUGAUGAGCUAGCCUCCCUUCCAGCAGAUGCAAAUCAGAAGGACCACAUAUCUCUCAUAUUUUCGCUCUCCCUAGCCACAAAAUGGGCGCCAUCUCCCAGGGGUUCGCACGAUAGGGUCACGAACAUAACCUCCGCUAUCUGCAUCCUCCUGCACCACGCUCAAAUCACAUCUUCCCUCGUGUACAAAAUCCCUGUCACACUCUCCCUUAGUGCCCUGGAGUUGCAUGUCUUGCGUUCUUUCCUCCGCCGUCACAUUCUUUCACCUUCCCGUCAUCUCAAGUCCCUCCCUGAGCCCCUCAUGUCCGCCAAUCGCUGGUCCGAAAUCGUCUACUCCCGUAUUUCAUCCGUCUGCAUGGACAUCAAUAAGGAACACUUCUUUAAUCAUGAUCCCGACCGUUUUGUUUAUUACCUGACAGAUGUGGAGUCAGGAAAGAAGCAGAUCAGUGGUGCAACGCUCCUCCCGCACAAGUUUGUCAUGCAGUCUGCGGAGUACAUGUAUCCUUUGUCAGUUUCAAGCAAGCCAUCCCUGGGAAUUGCCAUCCAGGAGCACAAGCGUAAGCUUGCGGAGACACAAGUGCAUGUGGUGGAGGCACAGUGGGCGACGCUCCUCGAGCGUCUGCGCGAGGCUGGUGGACUAGACAAUUGCAUUGCCAUCUGUGAUGUCUCGGGGUCCAUGGGCAGUGUCAAUUAUUCCCAUAGCGAAUCAUGCUGGUCCUCCGUACCUCCCAUCUGGCCUGCUAUCUCCCUUAGCCUGAUCUUGGCGCGUCUAGCGAAGCCGCCUUUCAAGGACGCGUCCAUCACUUUUUCCGCGAAUCCACAGAUGAUCGUACUUGACCCUGAAGGCACUAUUUCACUCGGUGAGACGGUGAUGAAAAUGUCGCGUUCCAACUGGACCCUGAACACUAACUUCAACGCCGUCUUCCUCGACCUCCUUCUCCCGCUUGCCCAGAAGUACGCUGUACCUCAGAACCAGAUGAUUCAGCGGAUCUUCGUGUUCACGGAUAUGCAAUUCGACUCGUCGCAAGGAACUCUGGAGGGUGCACCGAAUGCGGCGGAAUGGGAUACGAAUCAUGAUGUGAUCGAGAAGGCGUACAAGGAGGCAGGGUAUGAGAUGGCGGAGAUAAUGUACUGGGAUCUGUCCACCGCGGAUCGUUAUCCAGGUGUCACUGCUCCUGUGACCGGCGAGCGGAAGGGUGUUGCGCUGCUGAGCGGGUACUCGCCGUCGCUGUUGAAGGUGUUCAUGGGUGGGAAUCUUGAAGAAGAGGAGUGGGAGGAAGUGGUUCAGGACGGGGAGGAAGUGACUCAAGUAAAGGUGAGGAGAACGUUCACUCCUGUGGAGUUCAUGAUGAUGGCGUUGGGAAGGAAGAGUUUCAAUGGGCUUGUUGUCGUUGAUUGA